AUGGCUUGGGCUUGCCGGCUAGAUUCAGACGAUCUGAGGCUCCCGCGGCCUGAAGAAACACCCUUUACACGUCCACAAAACGCCAGUCGGGCCCAGAAUACCGUGUUUGCUGGAGAGUCCGAUUCGGGCGUCCCAACGCUAUCUUGGAUCUUUGCCUAUCCUAACAUUUUUCCAGCUUUCCCUGCCCAUGGCGAUGCUCUUCAUCUGCCUCCAUCGACUCCGCUUCUGCUCUUCAACUUGAAGCCACAUGUCACUAUUCGCAAUCUCUCAGACCCGCGAGUUAUACUCUGGAUUCAAAGUGUGGAAUGGAAACUUACAGGUCCCAAUGGUGCAAUGCGAGCUCUCUGCACCCCCAUCGAACUCUUCCGAGCGCAUCCACCGUCUUCACCCGCCAUCUCCACUCGCAAAUCCGAUACACUCGCUCGCUAUCCGAAAAUGGAAGUCACGUGCCCGCCUUCUUCAAGCGGGAAAGACGGGCGAUAUGCGAUGCCGCGGGCAAGAGCUACAGCUAUGCCAACUGUAUCUCCUGCUCUCAUAUAUCAAUGUCCAAAAACCCAAGUCUUUUCGGCCUAG
This is a messenger RNA of Mycena indigotica, 573 nucleotides long. RefSeq lists its product as uncharacterized. The transcript has 2 exons. The record is from RefSeq and is a predicted model, not a curated record. Lineage: Eukaryota; Fungi; Basidiomycota; Agaricomycetes; Agaricales; Mycenaceae. The coding region runs from base 1 to 573 and encodes 190 amino acids.